AUGAAGGAGCGGAUCCUGAUAGUUGGUGGAACAGGAAGGAUAGGGACGGCUGUGGCGUCUCACCUCAUCAAGAGAGCUCAAGGCAGUCAGACAGACAUCGUCCUCGCUGGUAGAGACUCGAGGAAAGGAGAGGCUGCGGUGCGUGAGGUAAUGGCGGACAUUGGCCGGAGUGAAACUUUUGAACCUUGCGUCUCCUUCCAACGGCUGGACUGGCGCGACGAGAUCGAACUGAACAACGUGAUGCAACGCGGCUGGACGUCUGUCAUCAACACGGCUGGGCCCUUUCUUGGGAUCCGCCCGAGCAUCCUGCAAGCUGCGAUCAAGCAUAAGAUCCCCUCCUACGUCGAUGUUGCCGAUCCCACGAGCUACCUUGCGGACGCUCUUGCGCUAGAUGAUGCGGCUCGUUCAGCUGGCACCUGCGCGGUAGUUGCAGGAGGUGCGUUUCCUGGUCUGUCAAACUUGAUUGCAAUGGAAGCUGUGGAGCAGCUGCAGCUGGAAGAGAGUGGAGGACGAGUGCAGGACCUGAACUUCGACUACUUCACCGCAGGGCUGGGAGGGAGCGGAGAGGUCAAUCUUUUGAUCACCAACCUUGGCUUUGGAGAGGAGGUCGAGGUCUUUCAGCAAGGCGUUCUCAGCCCCAUUCUCAGAGCUGGGUUGGACCAGAAGCAGGUAGACUUCUUCUUUGACGAGGAGGACGCGAGCAAGGCCAAGAUUGGGACGGUGAACACUUGGUUGUGGCCCUUCCCCGAGGGGAGGACUGUAGCCGAACAGGUGGAGGUAGCAGGAGGCUCGCGGGUAGCGAUGGGAACCGCCCCUGAUAUAUGGAAUGUUGUGAUGAACCUGCUGGUCCGCCUAAUCCCCCGAUCUUGGUGGAAGCAGGAGAAUUUCUCGCAAGCCCUUGCGACCUUCUCGAAGCCCCUCGUUGCCUUCACGGACAUGUUCGUCGGAGAGACUCACGGGAUCAGGGUCGAGGCGACGAGCACAAGCGGGAAGACAAUCGUCUGCAUUCAAGCGCACGAGAGUUUUCGAACGUGUGUGGGUCAAUCAUGCGCUGAGUUUCUUCUGCACCUCAACAGGAGGAGGAGGGAGGACCCGCAGCAUCAAGACGGAGUGUUUCUCCCCGAGCGAUUGUGCCAGAGCUCGCAGGAGCGAAAGAGCUUGCUGAAGGCGAUGACGUCGACGCCGGGAACUUUGACGUACCGUUACAAACAGACGGCCUGA
This is a messenger RNA of Guillardia theta CCMP2712, 1221 nucleotides long. RefSeq lists its product as hypothetical. The transcript has 6 exons. Lineage: Eukaryota; Cryptophyceae; Pyrenomonadales; Geminigeraceae. The record is from RefSeq and is a predicted model, not a curated record. Bases 1 to 1221 code for a protein of 406 amino acids.